Molecule: messenger RNA, 5008 nt
Organism: Trichechus manatus latirostris (Florida manatee)
Lineage: Eukaryota; Metazoa; Chordata; Mammalia; Sirenia; Trichechidae
Gene: ZBTB11
Product: zinc finger and BTB domain containing 11
Exons: 11
Coding region: 1913-4675 (920 amino acids)
Biological process (GO): regulation of transcription by RNA polymerase II
Cellular component (GO): nucleus
Molecular function (GO): protein binding; DNA-binding transcription factor activity, RNA polymerase II-specific
Source: RefSeq, a predicted model, not a curated record
GAGCCGGCGCGACGGCGUGCGGCCGGCCUUGUUAGGUGGCGCCCAAGGCAGCCGUUCUUUCGUUCGGAGAUCGCUUCUCCUGCGGAAGCUUCUGGGCGGCGGGCGGUGGGGAAGUUGCGUGCUCCGCGUUUUGAAAUCCUGUUUGUGCUGACGGCUUUGACGACGAACGGUUCUCCUUAAGCCUCGUUGCCUUCUUCAGUGUCUUCGCUAGGGUUUUCGUGAACGCGUUUGAGGUUCUCUGGACCCGUUUGCCCGUCUUUCUCUAAUUGUGUUAUUCCGGCGAAAUAAGGAAUAAUGCAGUUAUGUAUGUCGUUUGGAGUGGCUGUAUGAACCCAGUAGUCUUAAAUUUUGUUUUUAGGCAAAAAUUUAAAAUGUGAAGUAUAGCAGAUACUCUGUAAUUCUUAGUGUUUUAGUAUUCUGCUCUAAGAACAAUGGGGGAAAAUGUGAAAAGCGCUUUUGAAACUGUGACGCAAUGUAUAUACCCAGAAAAGAUACGAUUAUCACCCUGAUUUGUAUUGUUGGGAAAUGUUAGCGCAGAAGUUUCUUGACUCCGUGGGGACCAGGUUAGGAGAGGAGAGCAAGGGUCCUUGGCUUCAUCUCUCGCCACAAAUUUGAUGAGGAAUAGUUAGCUUGCUCGGUUAAGAUUUGGUGAGAUUGUGAGCCCAUGUAAGGUUUUGUUUGGAAGGAUUUUGCCGCUAUCCGUAUGGCUCUGGAGAAAUUAUGAGUCGCAGUAACUUCAUCUGAGACAAAGAAAUUAGGCUACUAUCUGAAGUUCCUAAAUAGUUUCUAAACGUUCUUUCCACAUUUAUUAUUCUUAAAUGCUUUCGUUUCAUUUUGUCUUAAACACCUGAAGAGACACAACUGUGAACAGUAUGGAGGGAUCGCUGCGUUUUGUGAGGAUCGGUUUAGGUAGACAUUGUUUUCUUGAACCAGUGUCUCAGGUUUAAUACUUUAAGAGAGAUUAAAGAUGAUAGUUAUAGCUAAAGGGAGUUAUUGAUCAGGCUUUUAUUGCAUACAUAGUUCUGGGGACUUAAUUUGUUUUCACUCAUUUAAUCUUCAUAAAACCUUGUAAGGUGUAAAUAUUUAUAUCGCUGUUUUACAGAUGGGAAAACUACAAGCACUUGGAAGUUAAAUAAUAUGUCAAAGGAUUACUUUUGUGAUUCCACACUCUUCUUAACCACUAUUAUAUGUGCUAUAUGGGGUUUAGGAGCCCUGGUGGUGCAGUGGGUAAUUGACUGCUAUCCAACAGUUUGGUGGUUGGAAAUCACCAGGCGCUCCGCGGGAGAAAGAUGUGGCAGUCUGCUUCUGUAAAGAUUUACAGCCUUGGAAACCAUAUGUGGUCGCUAUGAGUCAGAUUCGACCCCGUGGCAGUGAGUUUGGUUUUGGGUAUAUGGGGUUUAAUGUUCAGAAUUUUCUUUUCUGGAAUUGAUUAUCUGUGGGUAAUAUCUAAUUCAGCUGUUUUUGUUGUUUUUGAAAAAAUGUGCUUUGUCUUAAAGAGCAGAAAAAAACUGAGUCUGUGUUUAUGUUAGCUUAAUUUUAAAAAAUAAAAGAAAUGCGUUUAUGGUUGUGUGGAAUUUCAAAAUCCGUAACUAUCCAGAACAGUUGUUCGAAAAGUAUGGUCUCCUAGAAGUGGAUAGGGGCUGAGAUCCUCCUGGGAAAUCUGUUGUUAGGUACCAUGGAGUGGAUUCCGACCAAUAGCGACCCUAUGUGACAGAGUAGAACUGCCCCAAAGAGUUUUCUAGGCUGUAAUCUUUAUGGGAGCAGAUCACAGGUCUUUCUGCAAAGGAGAGGCUUGGUCGCUUCGAAUCCCAAUCUACUAGGUAUAUUAAAGCAAGUCAAAGAUUACAUUAAACAGUGUAGCAAAUGUCAGGAGAAACUAGAUCGUUCUCGUCCAAUAUCAGAUGCCUCAGAAAUGUUGGAAGAAUUGGGGCUAGACCUUGAGUCUGGAGAAGAAAGUAAUGAAUCAGAGGAUGACCUGAGCAACUUUACUUCACCUCCAACUACAGCCUCUAAGCCUGUGAGAAAGAAGCCAGUAUCCAAACAUGAACUUGUAUUUGUUGACACGAAAGGUGUGGUAAAACGAUCUUCUCCAAAACAUUGUCAGGCUGUCUUAAAACAACUGAACCAGCAGAGACUCUCCAACCAGUUCUGUGAUGUUACUUUGUUAAUUGAAGGAGAAGAGUACAAAGCUCAUAAAUCUGUUUUGUCAGCUAAUAGUGAAUAUUUUCGAGAUCUUUUCCUUGAAAAAGGAGCUGUUUCCAGUCAUGAGACUGUGGUGGAUCUUUCUGGUUUUUGUAAGGCAAGUUUCCUUCCUUUACUAGAAUUUGCCUAUACUUCUGUGCUAAGUUUUGACUUCUGUAGCAUGGCUGAUGUAGCCAUCUUGGCUCGUCAUCUCUUCAUGUCAGAAGUUUUAGAAAUCUGUGAAAGUGUACACAAACUGAUGGAAGAGAAGCAGCUAACAGUAUAUAAAAAGGGUGAAGUACAAACAGUUGCAUCCACCCAGGACUUACCAGAACAGAAUGGAGUAAGAAUAGCACCUCCUGUGGCUAGCAGUGAGGGAACUACAGCAACUUUAUCUACUGAACUAGAGGAUUGUGAAAUUGUACUGGUAGUAAAUGGAGAAUUGCCAGAAGCUGAGCAGAAUGGAGAGCUAGGUCGACAGAAUGAGCCCCAGGUCUCUUCAGAGGCUGAAGCUGCUCUGUCACCUGUUCAGUGUAUCACUGAUUGCCAUCCUGAAAUGGAAUCUGUUGACUUAGCAACAAAGAACAACCAGGUGAAACUAGAAACCUCCAGCAGUAGAGAAGAUAGCACAGUCUCUAAUAUUCCUCCUAAACUUUCAAAAGACAGUGUAAUCAGUAGCUCCCCAGAGAACAGUGAUAUGGGAAAUGAUAUAUCAACUGAGGAUGUCUGUGCUGAGGACACUCCAGAACAUAGACAGAACCUUGCCCAACCUUUAAAAGAUCAGGAAAAUCUAGUUACACUGACAGCAAAGGCAGACCUUGGCCCUGAUGAUGAUACUUACAGAAGCAGGCUUCGGCAGCGUUCAGUUAGCGAAGGAGGAUAUAUCCGACUGCACAAGGGAAUGGAGAAAAAGCUGCAGAAGCGGAAAGCUGUUCCCAAGUCAGCAGUUCAACAGGUGGCCCAGAAAUUAGUUCAAAGAGGAAAAAAGAUGAAACAGCCAAAAAGAGAUGCUAAAGAGAACACCGAAGAAGCAACCCAUAAAUGUGGGGAAUGUGGGAUGGUUUUUCAGAGACGAUAUGCCCUUAUAAUGCACACACUGAAACAUGAAAGAGCUAGAGAUUACAAAUGUCCAUUGUGUAAAAAACAGUUUCAGUACAGUGCCUCCUUGAGAGCACACCUUAUCCGGCAUGCCAGAAAAGAUGCCCCCACUUCAUCCUCUUCCACUUCCACAUCCAACGAGGCGUCGGGAACAUCAUCUGAGAAGGGCAGAACCAAACGAGAGUUUAUAUGCUCCAUAUGUGGAAGGACAUUACCUAAAUUAUAUUCUCUUCGAAUACAUAUGUUAAAGCACACAGGUGUAAAGCCACAUGCAUGCCAGGUCUGUGGAAAGACUUUUAUCUAUAAGCAUGGUCUAAAAUUACACCAGAGUCUCCACCAAUCGCAGAAGCAGUUCCAGUGUGAACUCUGUGUUAAGUCAUUUGUUACCAAACGAAGUCUUCAAGAACAUAUGAGCAUUCACACAGGAGAGUCCAAGUACCUUUGCUCAGUUUGUGGAAAGUCUUUUCACAGGGGCUCUGGACUCAGCAAGCACCUAAAGAAACACCAGCCAAAGCCUGAGGUUCGAGGCUAUCAUUGUACUCAAUGUGAAAAAAGUUUCUUUGAAGCAAGAGAUCUUCGUCAGCACAUGAACAAACAUCUUGGUGUCAAGCCGUUCCAGUGCCAAUUUUGUGAUAAGUGCUAUAGUUGGAAGAAAGAUUGGUAUUCCCAUGUGAAGUCUCAUUCUGUCACUGAGCCUUACAGGUGUAAUAUAUGUGGCAAAGAAUUUUAUGAAAAAGCAUUGUUCAGAAGGCAUGUAAAGAAAGCUACCCAUGGCAAAAAAGGAAGAGCAAAGCAAAACCUGGAAUGGGUAUGUGAACAAUGUGGAAGAAAAUUCACUCAGCUGAGAGAGUACAGGAGACACAUGAACAACCAUGAAGGAGUUAAGCCAUUUGAGUGCUUGACAUGUGGAGUAGCUUGGGCUGAUGCCCGAUCUCUAAAACGCCACGUCAGAACACAUACUGGUGAGCGGCCCUAUGUCUGUCCUGUAUGUAGUGAAGCCUACAUAGAUGCUCGAACACUUCGCAAACAUAUGACUAAAUUCCACAGAGAUUAUGUGCCUUGCAAAAUUAUGCUGGAGAAAGACACCCUUCAGUUUCAUAACCAAGGAACUCAAGUGGAGCAUGCUGUUAGCAUCUUAACAGCAGACAUGCAGGAACAAGUAAGCAGUGGUCCUCAGGAACUGGAGACUGUAGUAGUGACAGGAGAAACUAUGGAAGCUCUCGAAGCUGUUGCAGCUACUGAAGAAUGUCCAUCCAUGUCUACGCUUUCUGACCAAAGUAUUAUGCAAGUGGUUAAUUAUGUAUUGGCACAGCAGCAAGGACAGAAGCUCUCUGAAGUUGCAGAAGCUAUUCAGACUGUUGAAGUAGAGGUGGCACAUAUUUCAGAAGCAGAAUAAAUAAAUAGUAAUGGAGAUUAAAACGAAGUGACAUUUCAUGUACACUGAACUCACAGAACAUUUGUUUACAGUACUGUGUGACUAUCCACUUAAGAGUUUGUAUGUCAAGGCUCUGCGCUGUUUACCGAUGGUGCGACAUUUCUAAAUGGUUUGUUUGGCCAGUGGGUCCUGCAGAAAGAUCCAUUUACUGUAAAGAAAUUGAAUAUAUUUGAUGGCAGUGGUUUAUCAUGGUAUAAUUUUUUAUGAAUUAAUGUUUAUAAAGGACUGUACUAAAUCAAAAACUGCUCAGUUUCAUUUGCAUUUUGACACUAUUAUAUAUUUUGAGUUUAAGAG